Molecule: messenger RNA, 1200 nt
Organism: Penicillium waksmanii
Lineage: Eukaryota; Fungi; Ascomycota; Eurotiomycetes; Eurotiales; Aspergillaceae
Exons: 4
Coding region: 1-1200 (399 amino acids)
Cellular component (GO): Golgi apparatus
Source: RefSeq, a predicted model, not a curated record
AUGCGACAUGAAGGUGAUGGAGUGGCUAAAGCGAUGGCCGCCCCUUUUCACUCCGUCUCGGAUAAGGCACGGUCAAGUGUGGCCUACUCGAAGUCUGCACUCCACAUAAAUGGCCAAUAUGUUGAACUCGACGAUUUCAAUGCGCCAGCCGACCCAAUUCCACCUCAAGGUCGAUCCGCCGCUUCCAAAUCUUCUCCCAGCAAAUUCUACUUCCCUAAUACUCUCUGGUCUCGCUUAUUUGCUAUUAUCGGGCUUCUCGAGACAUUUUUUACUGUCGGCAUUGAAAGUUGGGUUUUCAUCAGCGUCUCGAGACGGUUCAACGAGUACGACAACAAUGACGGUACAAUACGACUUCGGUCUUUCCUUGGCCUUUACAUCUUUGCUCUUGUCUACGAACUCGCCCUUUCCUACGAUGCGCUGAAGCGCAAGAAUACAUUUCAAUUGGUUGGACUUUGCCUUUGCAAUUUCGGGCUCUUCGUGUACGGAGUCGUCCAGAUGAAAGAGAUCAGAGAGACCAUUAGUGGUCUGUCAAUAAGCGAAGCUUCUGGAAAUCUACUUUGGAAACAUUACCAGAUAGAACUCAUUCUGAUCCCUGUGUUUAUUGGGGUCUGUACAAUUGCAAUGAUUUUCGUGACGUGGAGGUUGCGGGCCGAAAACUCGUGGAAUAUCUACCAAAGUAUGAGCGCCGAUUUACAAAUGAAUCGCCGCUAUUUCACAUACCAGGUCUAUAUUGCCCUACUAAAAUUCGAUUUCUUCUUCAUAUUCGGUACACAACUCCAAGUCCUACUUGCGAUGAACGAUUUCAAGGACAACGAUUUCAUAUUGCAGUCCGCUAUGAUUCCGGUAUCUAUUGUUAUUCUCAUCCUGGGAGCCCGUUUCUGUCGAUUGGAGAAGAAGAAAUCGCUUUCUGUCAUUAUGAUUUUUAUGCUUGUCAUUGCGGGGACUUUCGUAUUAAUGAUUCUACAAACAUACUCCUCGUCGAAAAGUAAUAACCUAGCUCACUUCAAAGUCUCUCUGACCCUAUUUUCUGGACUGGCGAUACUUUUACUGGGUAUCACCCUUGUUAACAUGGUGAUCUGCAUGGUCAACUUUGGAAAAGGACUGAAAGAAUACAUCAACCACUCCGAUAAGAAGAAGAAGACUCCAGAUCCAGAGUACCAGGGAAAUGUGGCCGGUAAACAACGGUUUGUUCUCACUUGA